Haliotis rufescens (red abalone) is the source of this 1604-nucleotide messenger RNA. RefSeq names its product 26S proteasome regulatory subunit 8. Gene Ontology annotation, biological process: proteasome-mediated ubiquitin-dependent protein catabolic process. The record is from RefSeq and is a predicted model, not a curated record. The transcript has 13 exons. Lineage: Eukaryota; Metazoa; Mollusca; Gastropoda; Lepetellida; Haliotidae. Gene Ontology annotation, molecular function: ATP hydrolysis activity; proteasome-activating activity; ATP binding. The coding region runs from base 114 to 1334 and encodes 406 amino acids. Gene Ontology annotation, cellular component: proteasome regulatory particle, base subcomplex.
CCCUCAAAGGUGACGAAUGAUCUGGCGCAGUGAAUGUGUCACGCACUGUGGUGGAGCUGAGGACACCACUGUCCGGAGCCUUAUACUGGUCCCAGCAUUACUUCCGGUUCAAGAUGCCCAUCAUGGCGGAUCAGAGGAUGGAUGUUGAUGUAGCAACUAAUCAUGAGGGAAUCAAACAGUACUACAUCAGUAAAAUUGAAGAGCUGCAACUUGUGGUCACUGAAAAGACCCAGAACUUAAGACGAUUAGAAGCACAGAGAAAUGAAUUGAAUGCAAAAGUGAGGAUGUUGAGAGAGGAGUUGCAGCUGCUGCAAGAACAGGGAUCAUAUGUUGGAGAAGUAGUUAAGCCUAUGGACAAGAAGAAGGUGCUUGUGAAGGUUCAUCCAGAAGGAAAGUUUGUUGUUGAUUUAGACAAGAACAUAGACAUCAAUACUGUCACACCUAAUUGUAGAGUUGCUCUCAGAAAUGACAGUUAUGUUCUCCACAAGAUCUUGCCAAACAAGGUUGAUCCAUUAGUGAGUCUGAUGAUGGUGGAGAAGGUUCCAGACUCUACUUACGAGAUGGUCGGAGGUCUGGACAAGCAGAUAAAAGAGAUCAAGGAAGUUAUUGAACUCCCUGUUAAACACCCAGAGCUGUUCGAAGCCCUUGGUAUAGCUCAACCCAAGGGAGUACUGUUGUAUGGGCCUCCUGGAACAGGCAAGACUCUUCUGGCCCGAGCUGUGGCCCAUCACACUGAAUGUACUUUCAUCAGAGUGUCUGGUUCAGAACUUGUACAGAAGUUUAUUGGCGAGGGCUCAAGGAUGGUUAGAGAGCUCUUCGUCAUGGCAAGGGAACAUGCACCCUCUAUUAUCUUCAUGGACGAGAUUGACUCAAUUGGAUCAUCGCGUUUGGAAGGUGGCUCCGGAGGUGACAGUGAGGUGCAAAGGACUAUGCUGGAGCUACUUAAUCAGUUGGAUGGUUUUGAACCGAAGCAAAACAUCAAAGUUAUUAUGGCCACCAACAGAAUUGACAUCCUUGACUCAGCUUUACUACGUCCGGGACGGAUAGACAGAAAGAUAGAAUUUCCCCCACCCAACGAGGAGGCUCGUCUAGACAUCCUGAAAAUCCACUCAAGAAAAAUGAACCUGACCCGGGGCAUCAAUUUACGCAAAAUUGCUGAAAUGAUGCCAGGUGCAUCAGGUGCUGAAGUUAAGGGUGUAUGUACAGAGGCAGGGAUGUAUGCCUUGAGGGAGAGGAGAGUGCACGUCACACAGGAAGACUUUGAACUGGCUGUAGCAAAGAUCAUGUUGAAGGAUGCAGAGAAAAACAUUUCAAUUAAGAAACAGUGGAAGUAAUUCUCUGCGACAUGAAGAGACCGGAGUGUCACAUGCAUGGAAAACAAAUUUGAGAAUUGUUGUUUCCAAGCACUGUGCUUAUUUAAGCAAAACACCAUAUGUAGUAUGCAUGUCAUGUUUGAAGUCAGUCAGUUAUGUUCAUCGACAUCAUUUUGUAUAAUAUGUGACCUUGCAGUUGAUUCCGCUGGCUGGCUUGACAUGCCCAUGUUUAUGGUGAUUUUCUGUCAUCAGAAUGUUGUUUCUAUCUCAGAAAUAAAAGGUAUAUGUACA